Pygocentrus nattereri (red-bellied piranha) is the source of this 4254-nucleotide messenger RNA. RefSeq names its product methylenetetrahydrofolate dehydrogenase (NADP+ dependent) 1b (gene mthfd1b). Gene Ontology annotation, biological process: tetrahydrofolate interconversion. The record is from RefSeq and is a predicted model, not a curated record. The transcript has 27 exons. Bases 155 to 2959 code for a protein of 934 amino acids. Lineage: Eukaryota; Metazoa; Chordata; Actinopteri; Characiformes; Serrasalmidae. Gene Ontology annotation, cellular component: cytosol. Gene Ontology annotation, molecular function: formate-tetrahydrofolate ligase activity; ATP binding; methylenetetrahydrofolate dehydrogenase (NADP+) activity.
UCUCGAGCCGUAGGGACUCAGUGUCGAAACACAUAGACUACGUUAAAUACGUUACGAUUUUCUGAGCGUGAAUGGUGUCCGCUGAGAAGUGCUGGUGGAAAAGUUUAGAAGCAGACAAGUUCAUUGUCCUUUAGGAGAGCCCACAACCGCCGGGAUGUCAGCUCAGAUCAUCAGCGGGAAAGAAGUCUCUGCCCAGGUGAGGGAGAGGCUGAAGAAGGAUGUGGAGGCCAUGAAGGAGAAAGAUCCAAACUUCAGACCAGGCCUGGUGGUGCUACAGGUAGGAGACAGAGAAGACUCCAACCUGUACAUCAGCGUGAAGCUGAAAGCUGCUGCUGAGAUCGGAAUCAAUGCCACGCACAUGAGGCUUCCCCAGACUGCUACUGAAGAAGAGAUCCUGCAAAGCAUCAGAAACGUCAACAACAACUCCAGUGUUCAUGGGCUCAUUGUGCAGCUGCCUUUGGACUCUGUUAAUCGCAUUAACACCGAGAAGGUGACCAAUGCUGUGGCUCCAGAGAAGGAUGUGGAUGGUUUAACUAGCAUUAAUGCAGGGAAGCUGGCCCGUGGUGAUCUUGGAGACUGUUUCAUUCCCUGCACUCCCAAUGGCUGUAUGGAGCUCAUUAAACAGACAGGCAUGUCGGUGGCAGGAAAAAGGGCUGUUGUGAUUGGCCGCAGUAAGAUUGUAGGCGCACCUAUGUAUGACCUCCUGCUCUGGAAUCAUGCCACUGUGACCACUUGUCACUCAAAGACUGCUGACCUGGCUGCUGAGGUGGGAAAGGCAGACAUUUUGGUGACUGGGAUUGGAAAGCCUGAGAUGGUGAAGGGAGAGUGGAUUAAGAAGGGAGCGAUAGUCAUCGACUGUGGUAUCAACCAUAUUCCAGACAGCACUAAGGCUAACGGGAGGCGGGUAGUGGGCGAUGUUCAUUUUGCCUCUGCUAAAGAACAGGCAGCCUUCAUCACACCCGUGCCAGGAGGAGUUGGCCCUAUGACUGUUGCUAUGCUCAUGCAGAAUACCGUUCUUAGUGCUCAGCGCUUCCUUCAAGCACAUGAACCAGGCAAAUGGAACAUCUCUUAUACCAAACUCAACUUGCAACGACCCGUUCCAAGUGAUAUUGUCAUCUCUCGCUCUUGCGUGCCCAAGCCAAUUGACUGUUUGGCCAGUGAGAUUGGGCUGCUCUCUUAUGAAGUGGAGCUCUAUGGCAAGACCAAGGCUAAAGUACAACUGGAAACUAUUGAUCGACUGCGGGCCCAAGCUGAUGGCAAAUACGUAGUUGUUACUGGAAUUACUCCUACACCUCUUGGAGAGGGAAAGAGCACCACUACCAUAGGAUUGGUGCAGGCACUUGGUGCUCACCUUAAUCGCAAUGUGUUUGCUUGUGUACGCCAGCCAUCUCAAGGCCCAACGUUUGGUAUCAAAGGUGGUGCUGCUGGAGGUGGUUAUUCUCAAGUUAUUCCCAUGGAGGAGUUUAAUCUUCACCUUACUGGUGAUAUCCAUGCCAUCACAGCAGCAAACAACUUGGUAGCUGCUGCCAUCGAUGCCCGUAUGUUCCAUGAGGCCACUCAGUCUGAUAAAGCCCUUUUUAACCGCCUUGUGCCGCUGAGCGGAGGCCAGAGGAAAUUUUCUCCCGUGCAGAUCAACAGACUAAAAAAACUGGGCAUAGAAAAGACUGACCCCUCCACGCUGACCGAGGAGGAGAUCACUCGCUUUGCCCGACUGGACAUUGACCCUGAAUCCAUCACCUGGCAGAGAGUUUUGGACACCAAUGAUCGUUUCCUGCGGAAAAUCACAGUUGGCCAGUCUCCCACUGAGAAGGGUCAUACCAGAACAGCUCAGUUUGACAUCACGGUGGCCAGUGAGAUCAUGGCUGUCUUGGCUCUUACCAGCAGUAUGGAGGACAUGAGGCAGAGGCUUGCUAAAAUGGUGGUGGCCACUAGUCGUAGUGGAGUUCCCAUCACUACUGAGGACCUGGGUGUGUGUGGAGCACUGACAGUUCUAAUGAAAGAUGCCAUCAAACCUAACCUAAUGCAGACAUUAGAGGGAAACCCUGUGUUUGUUCAUGCUGGACCUUUUGCCAACAUUGCGCAUGGGAACUCCUCCAUCUUGGCUGAUAAAAUUGCUUUGAAGCUGGUGGGGCCUGACGGAUUUGUAGUGACUGAGGCAGGCUUUGGUGCAGACAUUGGGAUGGAGAAGUUUUUCAACAUUAAGUGUCGUUAUUCUGGACUGAGGCCUCACGUGGUGGUGCUGGUGGCCACGGUCCGAGCACUGAAGAUGCAUGGUGGAGGACCAACAGUCACAGCUGGAAUGCCUCUACCGAAGGAGUACACCGAGGAGAAUCUCGAACUGGUGGAGAAAGGCUGCAGCAACUUGAGGAAACAGGUGGAGAAUGCCAAGCAUUUUGGGGUACCAGUCGUUGUUGCGGUCAAUGCUUUCAAGACAGAUUCUGAAGCCGAAUUGCAGCUGAUCUGUAAGCUGGCUAAAGAAGCUGGGGCCUUUGAUGCGGUGCCCUGCACUCACUGGGCAGAUGGGGGCGCUGGAGCUGUUGAGCUAGGAAAGGCCGUGCAGAAAGCUGCAGAAGCCCCAAGCAAAUUCAGCUUUCUCUACGACAUCGAGCUGCCCGUUGUUGAUAAGAUUAGAAUCAUUGCACAGAAGAUUUAUGGGGCUGAUGACAUUGAGCUCCUCCCAGAUGCCCAGCAUAAAGUAGACCUGUACACCAAACAGGGUUUUGGCAAUUUGCCAAUUUGUAUGGCAAAGACCCACCUAUCACUUUCUCACGAUGCUGAAAAGAAAGGUGUGCCCACUGGCUUUGUCCUGCCUAUCCGAGACAUCCGUGCCAGUGUGGGCGCCGGCUUCCUCUACCCAUUGGUUGGCACGAUGCCCACUAUACCAGGCCUGCCAACACGUCCCUGUUUCUAUGACAUUGAUCUAGACCCACUGACUGGAGAAGUCAUCGGACUCUUCUAGAGGAGAGCCAUACUGAACCUGUACUGGAUGGGUUUUUUUUUUUGUCAUCAAAUUAGGGAGAUGUACUAUUCUAAUAAAACUCUUGCAUAGUUUUAAUGUGGUCUUCAUAGUUGUCAUAAGAGCUGUCUGCUGUAGGUGUUAUUAUAAGCUUCAACAGUGGUUUAACGUAGACAUAGAAACUGCUCCUUACACCUUUUAUGAUUUCCAUUUAUGGUGAUGCAUGUAGUUUUGUUUAUUUUGCAAGUCUGAAGCCUGAUUUUUAAAAAAUUCAUUACGCAAGUAAUAGUACAAAUAACACCCCUGACUAUGCGCUUGAGAUUGCACAAGAGCACGUGUAAAGCAAUUGUUAUGUUCACAGAUCACGAGUGCAAAUCUAGGGCCUGAUUUUUAUUAACAAAUGUUAUGUUGGCACCCUUCCUCUCUAAAAUAGUAGAAAUAGCCUACGGCAGUACAUGCCCUCACAUAGCCGCCUUUGCAAACUGCAGGUCCACAUAGUUUCUUCUGGAAACUGUCUGUAGUAAACAUGAAACGGUUGAAACUUUUUUUUUUGUUGUUGUUGUUGUUUUGGAAGACUUUGUAGAGUGCCUUUAACAACUCACUACAUCCUUUGCAUUUACAGUGUUCAGAGUAAUUUAAUCAGUUCUCUUGUUAAAUCUACACACUGAUAUUUAAGGAUCUUCUGAGUGCUGUUAUUUAAAUAUAAGCAGUGGCAAUAAGGACUGAAAAAUGUGAAUAAUUUUUAUAUUCCUUUAGGGCAGUCUCUUUCAGAUUGAUUGUUUUAUCAUGAAAAAAUGCUCUGCAAAAGAAAAUAACCCCAGUUGUUGCUAUAAGGGCUGUGUAACAUGUUCUUCUAAAUACUGUGAUUGAGAAGUUCUAGAUUUAUUAAAUUGUAAUAAUGUUUUUGUCUCAAGUAUGAUUCAUACUUUAUUGCUGACUGUCCUGGUCUGGUCUGCUUCAUGUAUUCAGGCUCAUGCUUGGUCUUUCUGUGGUGUGUCUUUGUUAUGUUACAUAGUAAUUGCAAUGGAAUGAGACAGAUUAGGCCUGUCUGGGAUGUAGACACUGCAGUUAGCUGUUUAUGUUUAAUAUUACCUGAAUUAAUUCAGACAGACUGGAUGGCUGUCAGCCAUGCACUCGAAUACUAUGACCUCCAAUAACUGAUGUUUAUGAUUAUGCUGGAAAUUUUGACAUGCAAAAACUGUUGCUUUUGUUUAAUUUUCUUUUGUAAGAUCAUUCAACCUGAAACUGAAAAUUGUGUCUUGUUCAUUUAAUAAAAUCUUUAUUCCUUUGGUACUGGU